Molecule: messenger RNA, 1668 nt
Organism: Hyla sarda
Lineage: Eukaryota; Metazoa; Chordata; Amphibia; Anura; Hylidae
Gene: STX12
Product: syntaxin 12
Exons: 9
Coding region: 90-896 (268 amino acids)
Biological process (GO): intracellular protein transport; vesicle fusion; vesicle-mediated transport
Cellular component (GO): synaptic vesicle; postsynaptic recycling endosome; endomembrane system
Molecular function (GO): SNARE binding; SNAP receptor activity
Source: RefSeq, a predicted model, not a curated record
UCCCAGUCUGGGGCGUUGCUCAGCGGCUGCGCAGUGUUCCAGUGACCGGCACGGUAGACGGAGGAGAUCCAGGCCGAACAGACAGCAUCAUGUCCGGCCAGUGGCCACACAGCGCAGCCCGAGGGCGAGAGUUCAACAGCAUCAUCCAGACAUGCAGCGGCAACAUCCAGAGGAUCACUAACAACACUGCGCAGAUCCGGACCUUGUUGAAUCAACUUGGAACCAGUAAAGAUUCUAGUAAACUUCAGCAAAACCUUCAACAGAUUCAUCAUUCCACUAAUGUCUUGGCCAAGGAAACCAACACCUACUUAAAAGAUCUCGCAUCUGUACCUACUCCAUUGUCUCCCACAGAGCAGCGUCAGCAAAAACUGCAGAAGGAGCGUCUUAUGAAUGAUUUUUCCGCUGCACUUAACCAUUUUCAAGCUGUUCAGAGACAAGUGUCAGAAAAGGAGAAGGAGUCAGUAGCUCGUGUCCGAGCUGGGUCCCGUCUGUCCGGUGAUGAGAGACAGAAGGAAGAGCCACUUGUUUCGUUUGAUAAUAAUGAAGAUUGGAACCAAAUGCAAAGUCAAGAGGAAGAUCUUGGAAUCACAGAACAAGACUUGGAACUUAUAAAAGAGAGAGAGAGUGCAAUACAAAAGUUAGAGGCAGAUAUUCUUGAUGUGAAUCAGAUUUUUAAAGACUUGGCAGUAAUGAUACAUGACCAAGGAGAGAUGAUAGAUAGUAUAGAAGCCAAUGUUGAGAGUUCAGAAGUCCAUGUGGAAAGAGGAACUGAACAACUACAAAGAGCAGCGUAUUAUCAAAAAAAAUCACGGAAGAAGAUUUGCAUCCUAACCCUGGUCCUUGCUAUAGUAGCAGUUAUCCUGGCUCUUAUUAUAUAUUUCUCUAUAAAGUCGUGAUCCAUAUUUCUUAAUCUGACAUACUGCACAAGGGCCCAAGUCUUUUGAUCAUGUCUCAUACCUGUCUGUCUGUAAAUAUUGACUUCCUGGUGUGCAAAAAAUCUGCCUAAAGUAAGCAUCUAGAUGCAGAAUUCUAAAAAGUUCAGAAGUGGGAUACAGAGAAAACUUUUAUUAUGUACAGAAUAUGUUGAGCAGUAUAGAUGGUAUGAUGAUGGGGUACACCGCUUAUAUCACGGGGUUAUCUAUGCAGCUGACUUCUAACUGGCCCUUAUGAAGCUUCUCAUCCAGGAUUUGUAAUGUUUUUGGCAUACCAUAGCAUAUUAGGACUUGGGUCUUUCUAACACUACACUGAUCUCUCAUUCAGCUGCUGUGCACUCUGGGCUGUCGACCAGCCCUUUGUAGAUACUGUCUCACCUAAUGACUAUUGUUAAUCUGCACAAGUAUCCUAACUUUGUUUCCUUAUGGUGCCUGCCCUUAGCCUGUAUAUAUAGUAUACAGCUUUUUUGUGCUAUAAUGUUCAUUAGCUAGUAUCAAUAGCAAAUAAAAGGAAUCCUGCAAUAUUUUCUACUCACUGGACAACAAUGGAUUAUUCUUAUGACGUGUGUCCUAUAUGUAUACACAUUAUGUGAUCUUCCUGUAUAUACUCUCUCAUUUUAACAUUCUUUCUACUUUUUGAUGUUGAUGGGCCACACAGAAGAUAAGUAAUAUAUAUAAUGUAUGGAUAGGCAUUACAAUAUACAUUACAAAUAUCCUUGCGUGUUGUCUUUUAUUU